AUUUAUUUAUAUUUCCUGCUCCUUUUCGUAUUUCUUACUUUUAAUUUGAUUUUUUCGCUCAAAUUUUCCCAGAAAACGCAGGAAAAUGAAGGAAAAGGAAAUUUUCCGAUCCUUUAACCUACUUACUGUUUAAUUGACCGUUUCAGAGAAUUUGAUUCAAUUGAGGAGUUGCUGGUUGUUGUGGUGCUUGUGCGGAGAUCAGCUGCUUAGCAAAAUGAAUGGCAGAGGCCGAGUUAGAUGGGACGAGGAUAAUAUAGGAGAAAUUGAAGCAAAUAAACCUGUGAGACAGAAAAUUACUGAGCCGAAGACACCAUACCACCCCAUGAUGACGGAUGAUGAGGAUGGAUCUCUGUCUCCUAUACGAGGGGGUGGUACCUUCGACGAUUGUGUUGGUGAUGCAGAUCAUGCAGAAGCAAUACGAACUGCUUUGUGUGAUGUGGCAUCAUCAAGUAGAAAGAACGCGCUACAAUCUACUGGCUGGACAUCAUCUGAAGAUGAGGCAGAAGCUAUGGAACAAGAUGAUGAAGAUUCUGAGAAAAGCAAGAGUUUUAGGGAGCUCAGAAGAGCCCAUUAUGAUGAAUUCCAGAAAGUAAAAGAACUCAGGCGGAAAGGUUCUUUGCUCGACGAUGAAGAAGAGGACGAGGUCGUUAACAUGGAUAAGGAGAAGAAAUCUGGCUCCUCUUCGUUAACUGCCGGUGUCAAAGAAAUAGAUAUCGAUGAAGAUGGUACCGCAUCAACCAAAACCUUUUCCGGACCUCCGGCGACCGGAGCUUAGAAGAUCAAGCCAAAGCUAAGACUUCCUUUGAUCAUUUCACUGACAUUUGGAUUACAGUUUUUGGUUCCUUGUAUGCUCAUCUGAUUGCAAUUUGUAUCUUUCUAUUGUGUUUUUGGUAUGUAAAUAGUUCAACUUUAUUUCCUUAUCAAAACAAUGUCUGAGAACGAGAGAUAUUUUUGUUUAA
Molecule: messenger RNA, 959 nt
Organism: Malus domestica (apple)
Lineage: Eukaryota; Viridiplantae; Streptophyta; Magnoliopsida; Rosales; Rosaceae
Source: RefSeq, a predicted model, not a curated record